Molecule: messenger RNA, 857 nt
Organism: Nicotiana tabacum (common tobacco)
Lineage: Eukaryota; Viridiplantae; Streptophyta; Magnoliopsida; Solanales; Solanaceae
Source: RefSeq, a predicted model, not a curated record
ACCAUGCUAGCACUAGUUCCAAUUCCUAUCAAUCUCUUGCUUUUCGUCAACCUCAAAUAGAAGAAGAAAAACCAUCAAUAUUACCCAUGUUUGACUCUACUACACAUGUCACAAGUGUAAGUUACCAACCCCACAAUAAUCCCAAGAAGAAAAGAAGUAGAUUCCUCAAGAUUGGUAACUCAUUCCCAAUUACAAAGCCUACUUGUUCUGGAGUUGUUAAGCCUAAAUGUACCAAAAAGCCUCCAGACCCAAGUGCACCAAAAAUUACUCGGCCUUGUACUGAGUGUGGCAAGAAAUUUUGGUCAUUGAAAGCCCUUUUUGGUCACAUGCGUUGUCAUCCUGAACGCCAGUGGCGCGGCAUUAACCCCCCUCCUAAUUUCAGGCGACACAACGCUGACUCUUCUACUUCUGCUCCAGAAUUUAGCCCUAGACAAAAUGAAGUCUCUUCACAAGCCCCCAAAUCACUUCCCCAUAUGAUAAUGACAGACGAGGACCACGACAUUGCUUCGUGCUUGUUACUAUUAGCCAAUGCUUCUUUUUCAGGAGUAGGUAUAGCCAAGUGUUGUCAAUUCGAGUGUUCAAGUUGUAAGAAGGUGUUUGGAUCACAUCAGGCUUUAGGUGGACACAAGGCUAGUCACAAAAAUGUUAAAGGUUGUUUCGCAUCAGGUUCAGGUUCAGGAUUAACCCAAGCUCCUCUUAUUCUAAACCCUAAUGCACAUGAUCAUAUUACUACUAAUUUGGAUCUAAACUUUCCUCCUCCUGUUACAUUAAUAUCAGGUGAAGAUCAAUAUGAUUCUUUGUCUUCCUAUUCUUCUACUUAUUCAGGCUCCGCAUUGGACUUAAGGUUGAGGCUAUAA